Molecule: messenger RNA, 1990 nt
Organism: Alosa sapidissima (American shad)
Lineage: Eukaryota; Metazoa; Chordata; Actinopteri; Clupeiformes; Clupeidae
Product: homeodomain-interacting protein kinase 1-like
Exons: 10
Coding region: 99-1643 (514 amino acids)
Biological process (GO): smoothened signaling pathway; peptidyl-serine phosphorylation; intrinsic apoptotic signaling pathway in response to DNA damage by p53 class mediator
Cellular component (GO): PML body; cytoplasm; nucleus
Molecular function (GO): protein serine/threonine kinase activity; ATP binding; protein tyrosine kinase activity
Source: RefSeq, a predicted model, not a curated record
UUCAACUCUAAAUAUUUGUGUAAAUUCUGACUAGCAUACAGACUGUUUAGUAGGCUACCAGAGCGAUUUUGGCAAUCAACUUGAGUCCGAAUAAAGACAUGAAUACCGCGGAAUAUUCGGGGUAUCUUCCAGAGUUAUGUCCUAUCUGGACUGCCAGUGCCACUUACUCUCCAUCUAAUCCCGGGAGAAUAUACUGGUGGAACUCCAGAUAUGAGAGCAGCCCAAAGGACCGGUUGAAGGAUUUCUAUAGGUGGAGUGCAAUUAAUUGGCGCAGGAAUUCGUAUGAUAAGUUUGACUGUAGGGCUACCUCAGGAGUUACUACCACGGCACAGUCAAUCACCCACUCCACUACCACCACGUUGAGUAGUGGGACCUACCAGCUAGUCCAGCACGAAAUCCUCACCUCUAGGGCUAGUAGCUAUGAGGUGUUAGAGUUCCUUGGUCAAGGCACCUUUGGUCAGGUGGCCAAAUGCCUAAAGCGUGACACCAACGAGAUUGUGGCCAUAAAAAUCCUAAAAAAUCAUCCUGACUAUAUCCGGCAAGGACAAAUUGAGGCCAGAAAUCUGAAAAGGCUCUCCAUGGAGGACACUGACAGAUUUAACUGUGUCCGCUGGUAUGAGUCCUUCCAGCACAAAUCCCAUAUCUGUUUGGUUUUUGAGAUGCUGGGGCAGAGCCUUUAUGAUUUCAUGCAGGACAGAAAUUUUAGUCCACUCAGGCUUGCAUGCGUAAGGCAUAUACUACAACAGGUUGCCAAGGCCCUGACCAAGCUCAAAAGCCUGGGCAUAAUCCACACAGACCUCAAGCCGGAGAACAUCAUGCUAGUGGACCCCGUCCACCAGCCCAGCCGCAUUAAAGUCAUUGACUUCGGCUCAGCCACCCAUGUGUCUGAGGCUGUGUGCUGUAGCUACCUGCAGUCGCGAUUCUACCGUUCUCCAGAGAUUAUCCUUGGGCUGCCCUUCUGUGAGGCCAUUGACAUGUGGUCACUAGGAUGUGUGGCAGCUGAACUCUUUCUUGGCUGGCCUCUGUAUCCUGGACAUUCGGAAUAUGACCAGGUUCGGUACAUCUCCGAGACCCAGGGACCUCCACCCGAGUACUUGCUCAGUGCAGGCUCGAAGACGGGCAACUAUUUUAACAGAUGGCCUGACUCCACCUAUCCUCUCUGGAGCCUCAAGACUCUAGCUGAAAUUGAGGCUGAGAUGGGAGUGAAGUCAAAAGAGACCCGCAAGUUUAUAUUCCGAUCCCUGGAUGACAUGGUCAACAUUGCUGGUCUUGAUGCGACUGACCUCCUGGAUGAGAAGGUGGACCGGCAUGAGUUUGUUGACCUCUUGAAGGGAAUGCUGACCCUGGAUGGUGACGAGAGGAUUACCCCCCUUCAGGCACUCAGCCACCCCUUCCUGGCACAUCUGGGUCAGAGCACAUAUGUGGACCACAGGGACAACAUCAUCAGCCAUGCGACUGUCCAUGACUCCCAGGUUUCUAAUUCAUUCCCCAGCCAUCCUCCAAGGUCCAAGCGCCUGCCUGUGUUCGCACAGAUGACCCAUCGCCUCUGCACCUUUUCAGAACAAGCCUCUGCCGUCCCAGUGGCCCUGAACAUGGGCACCCAUCACGGCAGCGGUCAGCAGAACGAUGGAGAGCCGAGCUAGUGUGGACCAGAGGGCAGACAUCUUUGGCCAUGUGAGAGUCGAUGACUCCUUGGACUCUAACUCGUUCACCAGCAAUCCUGCAAGAUCCAAGCGGCUGCCGGUGUUUGUAGAGAUCACUUCUCGCAAGUCCUCUGCCAUCUCAGGGGCCCUGAACAUGGGCACCCAUCACAGUAGGAGGUGCAAGAAGAGGAAAACGGAGAGCCGAGCUAGAGUGGACCAGAGGGAAGACAUCUUCCGCCACGUGACUGAUCAUGACUCCCAGGAUUCCAGCACCAGCUGUCCUCCAAGGUCUAAGCGUCUGCCGGUGUUUGUUGAGAUCACCUCUCGCCUCUCCAGCUCUUUAGAGC